Messenger RNA from Cucurbitaria berberidis CBS 394.84, 1654 nucleotides. RefSeq names its product enolase. NCBI's taxonomy places the organism in Eukaryota, Fungi, Ascomycota, Dothideomycetes, Pleosporales, Cucurbitariaceae. The record is from RefSeq and is a predicted model, not a curated record. Gene Ontology annotation, molecular function: magnesium ion binding; phosphopyruvate hydratase activity. The coding region runs from base 274 to 1590 and encodes 438 amino acids. Gene Ontology annotation, cellular component: phosphopyruvate hydratase complex. Gene Ontology annotation, biological process: glycolytic process. The transcript has 5 exons.
GGUAAGUCAAAGUCUUUCUAGUGUCGCCAUCCGCGGCCGACCAAUUUCCACUCAACCCGCGCAUCCGACGCCGUUUGAGGUCCCGCCGUGCUCUGACAGUCGCGCCUUGGGUGCAAGCAUCGAACGUUUCCACUUUUUGCGGCCUAGCAUUUAUUCUCACCUCACUUGCAUCAUAGGCUGAUCCACGCCUUUAUAACCCCUCCCGGCUCCUCAAUUGAACUCUCUCAGUACACUUAGAGCUAAUCAGUCCUACUCUAUAGCAACAACAUCACGAUGACCAUCACCAAGAUCCACGCCCGUUCCGUCUACGACUCUCGUGGCAACCCGACCGUUGAGGUCGACAUUGUCACCGAGACCGGCCUGCACCGCGCUAUCGUUCCUUCCGGUGCCUCCACUGGCUCCCACGAAGCCUGCGAACUCCGCGAUGAGGACAAGACCAAGUGGGGUGGUAAGGGUGUCACCAAGGCUGUUGGCAACGUCAACGACAUCAUCGCCCCAGCUGUCAUCAAGGAGAAGCUCGAUGUCAAGGACCAGUCUGCUGUGGAUGCUUUCCUGAACAAGCUCGAUGGUACCAAGAACAAGACAAAACUGGGUGCCAACGCCAUCCUCGGUGUCUCCAUGGCCAUCGCAAAGGCCGCUGCCGCCGAGAAGGGCGUGCCUCUUUACGCCCACAUCUCUGACUUGGCUGGCACCAAGAAGCCCUACGUUCUCCCCGUACCCUUCCAGAACGUUCUUAACGGUGGCUCGCACGCCGGUGGCCGUCUUGCAUUCCAGGAGUUCAUGAUCGUUCCCAGUGAGGCCCCUACUUUCUCCGAGGCUAUGCGUCAGGGUUCCGAAGUCUACCAGAAGCUCAAGAGCCUUGCCAAGAAGACCUACGGACAGUCCGCCGGUAACGUUGGUGACGAGGGUGGUGUCGCCCCAGAUAUCCAGACCCCAGAGGAGGCUCUUGACCUCAUCACCAAGGCUAUCGAGGAGGCUGGCUACACUGGCAAGAUCAAGAUCGCUAUGGACGUUGCAUCCAGCGAGUUCUACAAGGUCGACGAGAAGAAGUACGAUCUCGACUUCAAGAACCCCGACAGCGACAAGAGCAAGUGGCUCACCUAUGAGCAGCUCGCGGAGCUGUACAAGUCCCUGGCCCAGAAGUACCCCAUCGUCAGCAUCGAAGAUCCGUUCGCCGAGGAUGACUGGGAGGCUUGGUCCUACUUCUUCAAGACCUCUGACUUCCAGAUUGUUGGUGACGAUUUGACUGUCACUAACCCUGAGUUCAUCAAGAAGGCCAUCGAGCUGAAGUCUUGCAACGCUCUGCUGCUCAAGGUCAACCAGAUCGGUACCAUCACUGAGGCCAUUCAGGCUGCCAAGGACGCCUUCGGUGCCGGCUGGGGCGUCAUGGUUUCUCAUCGCUCCGGUGAGACCGAGGAUGUGACCAUUGCCGACAUUGUUGUCGGUCUACGAGCUGGACAGAUCAAGACUGGUGCCCCAGCUCGAUCUGAGCGCCUCGCCAAGCUCAACCAGAUCCUCCGUAUCGAGGAAGAGCUCGGCGACAACGCCAUCUACGCCGGCAAGAACUUCAGGACUGCCGUCAACUUGUAAGCUAAUAUCAACAAAAGCCUAGUGUGGAAGGCACGGCUUUAAGGGAGCGAGUAAAAGGAACCGC